AUGCCGCCAAAGCCAUAUGUUGAUAUGAUCAAUGUUAAUCUGACCGGGUUGCUCUACACAGCAACUCUUGCCGCGUACUACUGGAAUCUGCAAGGACCACCAGCACCUGAACAGGACAAAGUCUUCAUCGUCGUUGCGACGAACAUUGCAUAUUGCCCUAUGCCAGGUUUUGUGGGGUAUUCUGCGUCCAAGAUGGGCGCUCGUGGUCUUUGGAAGAGUCUUCGCGAAACCGACCAAUUCAAAACUUCGUGCAGAACAAAUCUGCUGGCACCACAUAUUGUGCGCAGUCCGAUGACCGCUGGUACUCAGCCUAUCUUCGAUGCAGCAGGACGAGCAAUCCAGGUCAAUCCGAGCAAGGCGUUUGAUCUUCACGAUGAUAUGGCCGAUAUGGAUGGUGCCAAGUGCUUCAAGGAGCAUUGGGAAAACGAGACAAAAUUCGUGUGGGACGUCUUCAGCAACUCAGCGCAGAUGUCCAUGUAG
Pseudocercospora fijiensis CIRAD86 is the source of this 480-nucleotide messenger RNA. RefSeq lists its product as uncharacterized. The record is from RefSeq and is a predicted model, not a curated record. Bases 1 to 480 code for a protein of 159 amino acids. The transcript is spliced from 3 exons. Lineage: Eukaryota; Fungi; Ascomycota; Dothideomycetes; Mycosphaerellales; Mycosphaerellaceae.